UAGUAUUUACAUACAUUCUUCAAACCGUUUCAAUUACUUUUUUAGGGUACCUACUAAUAUUACUAAACUAAUUUUAUGUAUUUUUAGUUCAUUACUCUAUGAGCUUCAUAACUUAACCGAAUAAUAAUCUAAGUAUCKUUUAAAUCAAAAUGCUGUCUUCACUUGUCAAAGAACAUCAAGUAAAACAAGCUGCCCGUAAAGAAAGCCAAGAUAUUAAAAGAAAAGAGGCAGUAAACGCUGCCAAUGAAUUAACUAACGCACUGGUAGAACACCUUAAUGUGGGUGUGGCCCAAGCAUAUCUCAAUCAAAAAAAACUUGAUGCUGAAGCAAAACAAUUACACCAGAGUGCUAUCGUCUUUUCCAAACAAACUUCUCAAUGGCUGUCACUGAUCGACAACUUUAAUAGCGCUCUUAAGGAGCUGGGUGAUGUUGAGAAUUGGACUCGAACCAUUGAAAAUGACAUGCAAAACAUCACCACUACCCUAGAAUAUGCAUAUAAAGUUUCCCAAAAACCUUAGUUAAUGCUGUCUGCUGUCUUCAAGAACAUGGCUUGAUUUUUAAAUCUGUUAUAUUUUAUCAUUCAUUAAUUGUACUUAUUUAAAAUAAGUGGAUACACAAUUUAUUAUUAUUAUUUUGUAUUAUUUUUGUAUAUUAUACAUAAAACUAUAUUUAUAUUUGAAUUUUAUUUUUACUCUUUGUAAAGUAAAAUAACAGCUUGUAUAGAGCAAUUAAAAUCACUGAUAACUAAGUAUUAUCAAAGAACAUAAGGACAUCAUAAAUGAUUCAGUACCUAUAUUAUAUUGAAUUUAAUUGGAGAGAAAAACAACUAUUUGUUAAGUUUUUUAACCACUAAUGACCUCUUCAUUACAUUUAUAGACUUUAACAUUUCAUGACUAAUUAGUUUUAAUUAUGCCUUUAGCCAAUUAAAUUUU
Molecule: messenger RNA, 932 nt
Organism: Diuraphis noxia (Russian wheat aphid)
Lineage: Eukaryota; Metazoa; Arthropoda; Insecta; Hemiptera; Aphididae
Gene: Blos1
Product: biogenesis of lysosome-related organelles complex 1 subunit 1
Biological process (GO): endosomal transport
Cellular component (GO): BLOC-1 complex
Source: RefSeq, a predicted model, not a curated record